AUGUUGCUUGGCGGGCGGACCGUCCAGGCCAAAACCGUUGUCCUCCAUCGCGCGAUGCCGUCGAAGGAGAGCGUGACUAAGCGCCGGCAACUCGCCUACGCGUAUAAAACCAAAGGUGCCCCGCUUAAGCGGCAUAACGUUACACGGAAGGACCCCGUCGCGUUGUUGAUUAAAGCCGCGCGGACGGAACGGGCAAAUAAUGCGUACUUGAAGACCCUCGGAAUUGACUACGCCACGGAUUUUUUCACCUCCCAGCUUGAGAACCUUCCGACGGAUCUGAUUGAUCCGACGAAAAGGCCUCGAGGGGUGAAAUUGGGGAGAAAACCCGCUGUAGUGGAGGAGAAGAGGGAAAAGGCUCCUGUGGAAUGUGAAAAGACGCCGUUAUCAGAUUCUCCCGCCGAGGUUUAA
Molecule: messenger RNA, 408 nt
Organism: Phytomonas sp. Hart1
Lineage: Eukaryota; Euglenozoa; Kinetoplastea; Trypanosomatida; Trypanosomatidae
Source: the annotation of a GenBank genome assembly